This is a messenger RNA of Scomber scombrus (Atlantic mackerel), 4560 nucleotides long. It is a transcript of the gene tmem184ba, whose product is annotated as transmembrane protein 184ba. The coding region runs from base 354 to 1610 and encodes 418 amino acids. Gene Ontology annotation, biological process: transport. Gene Ontology annotation, molecular function: transporter activity. The record is from RefSeq and is a predicted model, not a curated record. The transcript has 9 exons. Lineage: Eukaryota; Metazoa; Chordata; Actinopteri; Scombriformes; Scombridae.
GACGGCUGGGAAUGACGGAGUUUACUCUUUCAACUUCAGAAACCAACACCUUCUCUGGCGUACGUGUACCAACAUGAGCGUUAAAAGGAUAAUAUAAAAGUUGUUAAACAUGACGUGCAAACUGUAGGUGAGUUUUUUAGGGAGACGCAAAGAGGUUGUCGGGGCUGCUGUCCGCUGUGGACUCAAACAUGGAUGUCCGGGGAGCAACGGUGCGGCUCUGAGGAGGAAUUAAGGCCGUUUCUGGGUUAUUUCUGGCUGUAAAGAAUCUCUGACGGAGCUAAAGGGGAUUUCAAAGGUUUAAAACUCACUCUAAAAGUGAAUCUGUGAGCAGCUGUGACAGACUAUUAGCAAAGAUGUUGAGGCUAUGGAGGCGAGACGUCCCGCUCUCAGAGAGGCUUGGGGAGGACUCUCCUCUGGCUGCGGCACCAGGGCCCCCACCCACAGCAGCCCUGACAGGUGGCCCUAACAUCUCCUGGCUCCCUGAAGCCCCUCUGCUGAGCUCAGAGCAGCCCAUCUUCCUCAUGACUCCUGCUGCACAGGCUGUGUCUGGCUUCUUCGUAUGGACAGCACUCAUCCUCACCUGUCACCAGAUCUACAUGCACCUACGUUUCUACAGUUCACCGAGGGAGCAGCGCCACAUCGUACGGAUCCUCUUCAUCGUUCCCAUUUAUGCCUUUGACUCUUGGCUCAGCCUCCUCUUCUUCACCAACGACCAGUACUACGUCUACUUUGACACCGUCAGGGACUGCUACGAAGCGUUUGUAAUUUACAACUUCCUGAGUCUGUGCUAUGAGUACCUGGGAGGUGAGAGCGCCAUCAUGGCAGAGAUCCGAGGGAAACCCAUCGAGUCCAGCUGUAUGUACGGUACCUGCUGCCUGUGGAGGAAGGCCUACUCCAUCAGCUUCCUGCGCUUCUGUAAGCAGGCCACUCUGCAGUUCUGCGUGGUCAAACCGCUCAUGGCCAUCAUCACCGUCGUCCUGCAGGCGUACGGCAAAUACAAAGACGGAGACUUCAACGUUGCCAGUGGUUACCUGUACAUCACCAUCAUCUACAACAUCUCCGUCAGCUUGUCACUGUACGCCCUGUUCCUCUUUUACUUCGCCACGCGGGAGCUGCUCAGCCCUUACAGCCCGAUGCUCAAGUUCUUCAUGGUCAAGUCCGUCAUCUUCCUCUCCUUCUGGCAGGGCUUGCUGCUGGCUAUCUUGGAGAAGUGCGGCGCCAUCCCUCAGAUUAACUCAGUGGAGGUGUCCGUCGGCGAGGGCACGGUCGCCAACGGUUACCAGAACUUCAUCAUUUGCAUCGAGAUGUUUUUCGCGGCGCUGGCCUUGCGCCACGCGUUCACGUACAAAGUCUACAUGGACAAAAGUCUGGAUUCUCGAGGCCGCUGCGCCCCCAUGAAGAGCAUCUCCAGCAGCCUGAAGGAGACCAUGAACCCGGGCGACAUGGUCCAGGACGCCAUCCACAACUUCUCCCCGGCCUACCAGCAGUACACCCAGCAGUCCACCCUGGAGCAGGGGGCCCCUCCGCCCGUCUCCCGCACCCUCAGCGUCAUCAGCGCCCGCGGCGACACAGAGAAGACCCUCCUGCUCAGCUCCGACGACGAGUUCUAGGAACGGGAGACAUCAUAAGAAAGGGGCGCCGGUCUCACAGCUGAAUCAGACUGAUGUUUUUUAAGGCAGAUGGAAAAGUACUUAAUCGUCCAGCGCGGCCCCGUCCUCUUCAACGUGUGAAUGAUCAGAGAGUUGCGUGUUUGUUUGGGUUUUUUUUUUUUUUCCCUGUUUUUGAGCCUGAUCGAAAGCGAGGGCCUUCCUUCGUAAACAUUUCUGCACCCACAUUUCCCCAGAGUCACAUUCAAAGCUAAUUUGGUGUUAAAAACCGUCGGCCAUAAAAUGAAAAAGGUUGUGUCUGUUUUAGGAAAGUUUGUGAGUCACGCACAGUCGCACGUACUGAAUCAUACUUGACUUUUGAAACUUGCAUUUCCUGGCUUGGAUAGAAGCUCGGUCUUGUUUCCUUUUGCCCAAAUGUGUUCCUCCGAGGCGACAAAGUAAUCCUAUUGGAUGUUAUUCUUAGUUUGAAGGCCCUGUUGUUCUCACAUGGUCAUUCAAUGUGUUUAUCAAGGUUUCCAGUCAUGAAAGCUCAAAGUUGAAUUACAAUUUUUUUCCUAUGACUGGAAAUGGAAAAUUUCAUUAAAAUUUGAAAAGUUUUGUGAAUUUAGGUAUUCAUUUAUAAAUGACAAAUUUAGCUCAUAAGUUUUGCUUCAAACACAAGAUGUUUUCAAUGUCAUGGCAGUGUUGUCGCUCAGUGGUACGAAGUUAAAGAAAAUGUACAUAGAUCAGUUGUAAAUAAAGUGGGCCGACCCCAGCGUAUCGCUGCAUUUUAAGGGACGCAUUCACAGCAGAGUGGGGUCUGCUUUUUAAAGGGAAACCAAGCUCACGUCAUGGUUGUAUGGAUCAAUGUGUUGUUGAUAUUGAUGGAACAGAUGAGAGCGAGACAGAGCAGAUUAUAGAUUAUACAGUUCAUCUGAUCCAACAAGAGUGAAGGGGCCAGAGCUGGGCAGGAUUACGCCGGUGUAAUUGGGGCGUUAUUUGAACGGGUGGGAUUAAAGCUUGUGCCGGCUCACUGCUGUAGACCUCUGCAGGCCACAAUGUAGGUUAACUGGAUAGAGAGGAAAACGGUAGAGGAAUAGAGGUUAAAGCUAACUUGCCUGUAGAGCUCUAUCACAGGAAUUAAGCCGUCCUUUUGUUCAUAUAGAAAAGACAAAAGAUGCUAAAAGGCAGUUGGUUUUGACAUUUACGGUUGAACUGACAUUAAAAUGUUCACUUAUCAUGCAGCAGCUGACUGACAUGUGAAGGCUGCUGCUGUAACUUCAGUGAUACAUUACUAGCUGGAGCACAUUGUAGCCCACAAAUGCUGAUACAAGCAUAUUUCUUUUCCCUUUUUCAAACCAGUCCACACAUGUCGGUCAUGUUAGAUUAGCAAAUCUCAUCUGUCACUUUACAACAUUCAAACAUUUGGGGCUUCGUCAGGCUGCGUUUAACACCAAGGAGAUAUGUGCUGAUUUAUGUUAUUUCAGUUCAACUAUAAAUGUGUGUGAAUAGUUUUGAUUUAAAAAAGCCAUGCAUCUCACAGCCUGACUUCCUUGAAUUAUCUGGGAAUUGCUAAAAAUCCAUCAAAUCGAGCCAGUUUUCUGCUUUCGCGCUCACACGCUCGCUGUAAUAACUUCUUUAUCUGCCUGUCAGGUUUCAGUAUUGCUAAAGUUUUUUUUCUUGUGAGGGCCCAAGCCGUCAGUUUAACUACCUUUUUGCACAUUAUACAGACCUUAUCCUGAGCUCUUUAAUAUAUGAAAGCUAAAAAAAAGUAUCUAAAAACUUGCAACACUGUUGCAUCUCUUUGACAUCUCUCCUGCUCUUCCAGUCAGUCUUUCUUUCUGUUUGGUUUAAUUCCACCGCAGUCGGAGCUGUUUUUACUCAUAAUUGGAGUUCUUGAGUCAUCUUGAGUGAGUCAUGCCGAGUCUGCUGACGUGUUUACUGUAACUACUUUCACUGCUCUGCUAUGACUGUGCAUGAACACCAGAGGGACGUGUGGAAAAGACACAUUCACUGUUAUCUGCAAGCAGGCAGGCAGGCAGGCUCCUUAACACUUCCAGCUUGAUGCAUGUGUAACAGGAAGAGAAAAAGAAGAGCUUUUGUCCGAGCAACACUUUCACUGUCACUUUCGUAUCUUCUCAUCACUUUGGUGUGUGUGUGUGUGUGUGUGUGCGUUUUGUUCUUUUAUAUUUUUGCCUGACAUAGUUUUAAACAGGAGAGAAGCCACGUCUGUGCACAGGAGAACUGGCCUUUUUUUAGACAUCGCUUAGUGUUGUCUGGAUAAUUGGUUUGCUGCAGUUUGACACAGAUACAAAAUGUGGAUUGCAUCUAUCAUGACCGAGCAAAAAACACCCUGUAUUACUUUAUAGCAUGUAUUGUGAAUCUGGUAGUGUGCUUCUUUAAUUUUGAACUUUUAUUUUUGUGCUAUAAAAAAAGCAAUUUUCCUACAUAUUUUCUUAUCAGGGUGGAAAUUGUUUCAGUGAAGCUCCUAAAGGCAGUUUGUCUUGCCUGAUGUUGCCUGAUAUUAUAAUAACAGUAAUGUAGACAGCAUGUCCAUGUUACCGCACUUUGAAUGCCAUAAUUUCACUUUUGAAGCUGCCUCUUUCUCUACUUUCAACAUGGUUUGGUGACGUGUUACAUGAUCUUAUGAGAUGUAUAUGGAUAUCGCUGAGGAAAUGCUGUAGACUAACAUUGUAUAUGAAGUUUUAAGUGCUGUCUACAGGUGGAAUAAUAGUGAUGUAUGUUGAAAUAAUUAUAUAUGCUGUAAACAUUGAGCACAGGAAAAACAUAGUUUUGUACUUUUAAUUCAUAACUUUUUUUAUUAUUAUUAUUUCAAUGACUGUUUUGGUUUCUAGUCUUGUAUAUUAUGAAGCUGCUCAUGAUGCUACUGUUUCAUGUCAAAGGAUAAAUAUCUGGAGAAAUAAUAAAAGAUGUUUAGUCAAGUAUUUAUGUUUACUCAAACUUUUCUUUUGUU